AUGCCUGCAUCUGCGGCAACGCCUCUUGAAAUCACCACAACGACACAGGCAUCGCGUGCCCAUAAACGCACGACUUUGCCCAUGGAAGUGGACAGCGAUAAUGACUUGCUCAGCAAGACCGCCGCUGGAGAGCUCGUCGCCUCAGAGGCAUGGCCGGCCUUGCGCGAUGAUAUCCUCGUGCGACUAGACAAGAUCGCACGCAACGAGUUCCCCAUACCCAAGCUGCCGCCUCCUGUGCCACGCCCACGGUUCUCGGACAAACGACUACUCUCUUCAACAUCUUCAUCGCCCGUCGAGCCGUUUUCCGACGCAAACAAGGAGAAUGCGCCACUCGACGAGCAACCGCCAUCCACGGCCAACACAGAACCAUCCGCACCCUCUCGGCAGGUGCCAUCGCAACCUUUGUCGCAAUCCCCGCCGCAGACUCAAGAGCCCAACGUCCUGCCGAAGCAGCUAGCAGACAUGGUCGACGAAAUCAAGAACCACAUUGGUAGCUUCAAAUCGUAUCCGCCUCAUACAAUCCAGAGAAUCGCCGAGCUCAUUCUGUACCCCCGCGCGCAUUACAAGGCUCUGCCGUCAUAUCUUCACGCGUUGGACAGGGUAGCGGCCGUGACCUCGGGGACAGACACAUACCCGCUACCGCCACCUAUUCCAGACAUGUCUUCGAUCCAGCUCAACGGAGACGAACCCAGUGAUCCUGCCAUGGCUGUCUCCUGGAGUAAUCCCACAGCAGUGGCAGUGGGCUCGGAUGAAGCCCUAGGAGGGGCGCUGCUAACGCCCAUUCCUUGGCUGAUCAGAAGGGGUACGCCGCCAGAGAGCGCCAGCGAGCCACCAGCCGGGGCACAGAUUCACAGCGAAAGCACCGAGACAAUCGAUGGACCUAAUGGGGUGGGCAGCAUCGAGACUGUCUCUGUCAGCAUCAACGGUGUAGCAUCCAUGGGACACUCUAGGGGGGUCACCCAAGGCGAGCUGCUUAGGCAGGAGCAGAGGGCCGGUAUCGUCCCCGUCAGCCAGCUCACCAAGUCCCACGAUAUGCUGAUCGAAGGCGGGCCUGCGUCGUCAGAUGAUCAUCCAAUGGACGACGACGAAGAAGAGGAGGAGGUUCCGCACGCCAGAGGGCCAGAUGAAAUUGGCGUCGGUGAUACGGGUCCUCAGUCGGAGACGACGAGUCUGGUUGGUGAGGAUGGUGUCGAGAUGCAGGGUAUCGACCUCGAAGCCGCAGUUGGGCGGAAACACGUGGACGAAAAUGACGAAAAGGACGUAUCCUCCACGGCAGAGCCUCAAGACGCGGAUAGCAAGUCCUCCCCGGAGCGGGCGAAGAGCCCCGGCGCUGAGAGUGUUAGCUCAAAGCGCGAAGCAGAAGACGAUCUUGAGGAGGAUGUCGUGGCGAAGAAAGUCAAGGAGGAGCCCAGUGGUGAUGGCGAUACCAAAAUGACAUCCGACGAGACGCCAGAUCCUGAAGAGCAGAAAAGAGGCGAUGGAAACAAGGAUGACGCUGCGGACAAGGAUAAUGGAAAGAUGGAGGCGUAAUAAUAUCAAUAUGCCGAGAUGCCAACAAGCUUCCAUGAGGCUGGGCAUUUGGAUAGAU
Molecule: messenger RNA, 1588 nt
Organism: Trichoderma virens Gv29-8
Lineage: Eukaryota; Fungi; Ascomycota; Sordariomycetes; Hypocreales; Hypocreaceae
Exons: 3
Coding region: 1-1530 (509 amino acids)
Biological process (GO): protein dephosphorylation
Cellular component (GO): nucleus; cytoplasm; protein phosphatase 4 complex
Molecular function (GO): protein phosphatase regulator activity
Source: RefSeq, a predicted model, not a curated record